Molecule: messenger RNA, 1047 nt
Organism: Closterium sp. Yama58-4
Lineage: Eukaryota; Viridiplantae; Streptophyta; Zygnematophyceae; Desmidiales; Closteriaceae
Source: the annotation of a GenBank genome assembly
AUGGCACGCGCUGGAGCAUAUGGCACGCGCUGGAGCAUAUGGCACGCGCUGGAGCAUAUGGCACGCGCUGGAGCAUAUGGCACGCGCUGGAGCAUAUGGCACGCGCUGGAGCAUAUGGCACGCGCUGGAGCAUAUGGCACGCGCUGGAGCAUAUGGCACGCGCUGGAGCAUAUGGCACGCGCUGGAGCAUAUGGCACGCGCUGGAGCAUAUGGCACGCGCUGGAGCAUAUGGCACGCGCUGGAGCAUAUGGCACGCGCUGGAGCAUAUGGCACGCGCUGGAGCAUAUGGCACGCGCUGGAGCAUAUGGCACGCGCUGGAGCAUAUGGCACGCGCUGGAGCAUAUGGCACGCGCUGGAGCAUAUGGCACGCGCUGGAGCAUAUGGCACGCGCUGGAGCAUAUGGCACGCGCUGGAGCAUAUGGCACGCGCUGGAGCAUAAGGCACGCGCUGGAGCAUAAGGCACGCGCUGGAGCAUAUGGCACGCGCUGGAGCAUAUGGCACGCGCUGGAGCAUAUGGCACGCGCUGGAGCAUAUGGCACGCGCUGGAGCAUAUGGCACGCGCUGGAGCAUAUGGCACGCGCUGGAGCAUAUGGCACGCGCUGCAGCAUAUGGCACGCGCUGCAGCAUAUGGCACGCGCUGGAGCAUAUGGCACGCGCUGGAGCAUAUGGCACGCGCUGGAGCAUAUGGCACGCGCUGGAGCAUAUGGCACGCGCUGGAGCAUAUGGCACGCGCUGGAGCAUAUGGCACGCGCUGGAGCAUAUGGCACGCGCUGGAGCAUAUGGCACGCGCUGGAGCAUAUGGCACGCGCUGGAGCAUAUGGCACGCGCUGGAGCAUAUGGCACGCGCUGGAGCAUAUGGCACGCGCUGGAGCAUAUGGCACGCGCUGGAGCAUAUGGCACGCGCUGGAGCAUAUGGCACGCGCUGGAGCAUAUGGCACGCGCUGGAGCAUAUGGCACGCGCUGGAGCAUAUGGCACGCGCUGGAGCAUAUGGCACGCGCUGGAGCAUAUGGCACGCGCUGGAGCAUAUGGCACGCGCUGGAGCAUAA